Nelumbo nucifera (sacred lotus) is the source of this 1342-nucleotide messenger RNA. RefSeq names its product cysteine proteinase COT44. The record is from RefSeq and is a predicted model, not a curated record. Gene Ontology annotation, biological process: proteolysis. Gene Ontology annotation, molecular function: cysteine-type peptidase activity. NCBI's taxonomy places the organism in Eukaryota, Viridiplantae, Streptophyta, Magnoliopsida, Proteales, Nelumbonaceae.
CAACCAACCAACCAACCUAACAUGCCAUCACCAUUCACCACCCACUCAACUUCCAUCCCAUGGCCACGGCGAGGAGGUUCGUUGCCUUUCUUCUUUUAUGCUUACUUCCUCUUCUACCCACAACCUCUGCUGCUUCCCAUGGUGACUCGGUGGUCCUAGGAGUUGCCGAUGAAGACAUCCAGUCCGAGAGCGCCAUCUUCAGUCUGUACAGGAGAUGGCUUGCCAUUCAUCGACCUCACGACAUCAACUACAGGGUGACAGGUCGUGACUGGGAUUUGGGCCGCCAGAAUACGUUGCUCAAGAGAUAUAACAUCUUCAAGAACAACGCUCGCUUCAUUCAUGCAAGUAACAAGAGGACUGACGUUACUUACACUCUGGGACUCAACAAGUUCGCAGACUUACCUAACGAGGAGUUCCGUGCAAUUUACACAUCAUCAACCACUAGAGUCCUCAGACAACAAGGUGGGGUUAUGGGGAGAAGCUUCAUGUAUCAGAAUGAUACACAACCUUUGCCGGCCUCUGUAGAUUGGAGAAGCAGAGGAGCUGUUACUGGAGUCAAAGACCAGGGCCCAUGUGGGAGUUGUUGGGCUUUCUCGACAGUUGUGGCAGUCGAAGGCAUCAACCAAAUCAAAUCAGGGCAGCUGAUCUCCUUAUCAGAGCAAGAACUGGUCGACUGCGAUAAGAAGGUAAACCAAGGCUGCAACGGCGGCCUAAUGGACUAUGCUUUCCAGUUCAUUGCUGAGAAUGGUGGAAUCAGCAGUGAGGACGAUUAUCCUUACACUGCUACCGACAACAAAUGUGAUCUCACAAAGAAACAUUUGCAUUCGGUUGUUAUAGAUGGUUAUGAAGAUGUUCCUGCCAAUAGCACCGAUGCUCUGAUGAGAGCCGUCUCUCAUCAGCCUGUUUCAGUAGCAAUAGAAGCUGGAGGGAUUGAGUUUCAGUUCUACUGGAAAGGGGUGUUUGGCGGGGCUUGCGGGACAAAUCUGGAUCACGGGGUUGCAAUUGUAGGUCAUGGAGAGUCAAAGGAAGGGAUCAAGUAUUGGAUCAUUAAGAACUCAUGGGGAUCCGACUGGGGGGAGGAUGGCUACAUCAGGAUGAAGAUGAAUGAAGCAGAGGGACUGUGUGGAAUAAACAUGAUGGCAUCAUAUCCAGUUAAAUCCACACCCAAUCCUUCCAAAGCAAAAAUAAGUGACACCCUUAUCUACCUGCCCACUGGAAGAAAGUUUGGGCAGCCCUUGGCUUCGUGAGAAGCUGUGAAAUGAAGAAAAGAGAUAGGGAAUGUAAUUUACAACAGUUAAUUUUGUCUAAUUUGAUGGCAAUAGAUGGACAAUCUGUAUACAUA